Molecule: messenger RNA, 804 nt
Organism: Triticum dicoccoides
Lineage: Eukaryota; Viridiplantae; Streptophyta; Magnoliopsida; Poales; Poaceae
Product: ribosomal protein S7, mitochondrial-like
Exons: 1
Coding region: 20-466 (148 amino acids)
Biological process (GO): translation
Cellular component (GO): mitochondrial small ribosomal subunit
Molecular function (GO): rRNA binding; structural constituent of ribosome
Source: RefSeq, a predicted model, not a curated record
CUCGGAAAUUCUCAGCUAUAUGGGGGACUUUGAUGGUGAGCAAAAAGAAUUGAUCAAGAAAUUGGUAAACUUUCGCAUGAUCGAUGGUAAAAGAACGAGAGUUCGUGCUAUUGUUUAUAAAACUUUUCACCGCCUAGCUCGAACUGAACGCGAUGUAAUAAAACUUAUGGUUGACGCCGUAGAUAAUAUAAAGCCAAUAUGCGAAGUGGUCAAAGUAGGAGUGGCAGGUACUAUUGAUGAUGUUCCUGGGAUUGUAGCCAGGGAUUGUCAACAAACCUUAGCUAUUCGUUGGAUCCUUGGAGCAGCUUUCAAACGACGUAUAAGCUACAGGAUAAGCUUAGAGAAAUGUUCAUUUGCUGAGAUACUAGAUGCUUACCGAAAGAGGGGAAUUUCACGUAAGAGAAGGGAGAAUCUUCAUGGACUGGCUUCCACCAAUCGGAGUUUCGCGCAUUUCAGAUGGUGGUAAAGUGAUACCACAUAAGGAGCUCUUCCUCAUUCAGUCAUACUCAACAAAAGUAAGAAAUGUUUGACCCGGAUCCUUUUUUCAUCUUCAUAUAGAAAGAAAAUCGGCCUUCCUCAUACUCCCCCCUUCAUUCAUAGAGUUGGAGGAAUCCACAAGAGGCCUGCCCGUUCAUAAUUGCAUAAAAGAACCAUUCUUUUUAUGAAAACUCUUGUUCCAACCUCACCUCAGGUCGAAUGAAUACGAAAGGGGGAUCAAUCAAAUCAAUAAGCCAUGAAUGAAGAAGUAGUGGGCCUUUCGCCUUAUUUCGUUUGACUCGUGGAGCUGAGAAAUCUACUUCAAAG